AUGUCAAUCACGUUCGGUGCCGUUGGUGACAUAAUAUCGGUUGCUUUGUUGGCGAAAGAUCUUAUUGCGACGCUCGACGAGGCCCGCGGGUCUAAAGCUGAAUAUCGCGAUGUUGUCCAGGCUAUCAACAAUCUGAACGAAAUCAUCGACACAGUGAAUACAUAUGUCAUUCAGCCGGGACUUGUUACACCAGAUGCACUCCUGAGCGUUAAUCGAAAGGAGAUGAACGAAAAGCUCGACGGAGCUCAGCUCAGAAACGACAUUACCACUACUUCACAACAUGCGGCGCUUGAUGACAUCAAAGAUGGCAUGAAAACUGCCAACAUGAACAUCGAGGCCGGCACUUCGAUGUUAACCAAGGUUUCAGAAGCACUCAAGUUUGACUGGAUUCGUCAGCUAGGUUGUGAGAUCAAAGGCAAGAUGGAAAGUGUGAUGGUGAUCAACUUUGCGAUCUACGAUGCCAUCACCCGCUUGCAAGAAACCCUCCCCAGGUACCUGGAGCGAGGCAUUUCGGAAGAAUUGAUAACGCUGGAAGACCCCAUUGGCCGUGUCGCGCCUUUCUCUUUGCAAUGGAUUACCUCUUGGGAUGCUUUCCAUUCCGCACUUGAGCUGCGUUUCCAGGACAUGCCAGGCCAGAGCAAGAUGAGAAGGCGUCAGUACGCCUUGCAAGCCAGCGGUACGGGAAGAGAGAUCGGAUUGUCCCGUCCAUGGCACGCAGCUUUCAGACCUGGUCAACGAAUUGAAAUGAGCUUCAUCUUCAAUCAAGAUGCCGCUGGCGAGAGCAAUAGCACUACAUGUCCAGGAUGCCACACCCAAUCGAAGUAUUCCAGCGAUGCUGAAAUAGAAUGCAUGACAUGUCAGAUUCGGUUCCGCAGAAUAACCGCGAUUCAAGAUGAUGAACUUCCGCUACAGGCCACGGCCUCGUCGCCAAAUCUGCCUAAGAAGGGGUCAAUGAUUCCACUAAAAGCUGUGAUUACCGCAGAGCAGGAUCAGGGGCAGGAUCAGGGUUCAUACGCCGAUGCAGAGCAUGAAGAAGAGGACAUUACAAGUUUCAAGCGAGUGCGGAUUGUGUCCAAGAGGAAACUUGUUGGUAAACGUGGGAACAUUUCGCCUGACAAGGCUUUGCCAGAGCGCUUCAUGGACCCGAGGGGUCUGACGAAUGAUGAUUUCGAAAAGAUGUUCGGACCAUUGAGUAUAGAUCAAUUGCAUGAACAGGUCGGUCGGAGAGCAGGCGAGCAAGGACCGAGAUACGCACCAGCAAGACUCAAUACCGUGCGAACUGUACUCAAAAAUAAGAAGGAGAGGGAUAGGAUAAAGGCAAAAUUGGCUAAUGAAACAACUCCACCUACACAAAGAGAAUUGGAGCUAUGGCGAGAACUGAACUCUGCGUCAGCGGCUCCCCAUAUUGGCCAGACCAUUCACCUUGGGAACCACGACCAGGAAAGCAAGCGCUGA
Molecule: messenger RNA, 1455 nt
Organism: Alternaria infectoria
Lineage: Eukaryota; Fungi; Ascomycota; Dothideomycetes; Pleosporales; Pleosporaceae
Exons: 2
Coding region: 1-1455 (484 amino acids)
Source: RefSeq, a predicted model, not a curated record